UAAUAGUCAUAUGAUAGGCUCGGACUCAAGUAAAAGAGGGCUGACAGGAACGAUCGAUUUUGUCGAUUUGCAACACAUUUCACCCAGAUUUUCGAAAGGUAGUCGAUUUACAGGGUCGGCAAGAUGCUUGGCUCGUUCUUCAAUAUUGACGGAGGCUACCUAGAGGGGCUAUGUCGUGGCUUCAAGUGCGGAAUCCUGAAACAGGCUGACUACUUGAACCUCGUCCAGUGCGAGACCCUCGAAGAUUUGAAGCUGCACUUGCAAGGCACAGAUUAUGGUAACUUCCUUGCAAACGAACCAAGCCCGUUGGCUGUUUCUGUCAUUGACGACAAGCUGAGGGAAAAAUUGGUCAUCGAGUUCCAGCACAUGAGGAACCACGCUGUUGAGCCUCUGUCCACAUUCCUUGACUUCAUCACGUACAGCUACAUGAUUGACAACAUCAUUCUGCUCAUUACCGGAACUCUGCACCAGCGCCCUAUUUCUGAGCUUAUACCCAAAUGUCACCCCUUGGGCAGCUUCGAGCAGAUGGAGGCCAUUCACGUCGCAGCCACGCCUGCUGAGCUGUACAACGCCGUCCUUGUGGACACACCCCUUGCUCCAUUUUUCGUUGAUUGCAUCAGUGAACAGGACUUGGAUGAGAUGAACAUUGAAAUUAUCCGAAACACUCUUUACAAGGCCUAUUUGGAGGCGUUCUUUGCCUUCUGCAAGGAUCUAGGUGGCACUACUGCUGAGAGCAUGUGCGAAAUCCUGGCCUUUGAGGCCGACAGGCGUGCCAUCAUUAUCACCAUCAACUCGUUUGGCACUGAGCUGACAAAGGAUGACCGCGUCAAACUGUAUCCCAAAGUGGGAAAGCUGUAUCCUGACGGCUUGGCUGCCCUGGCUAGGGCCGAUGACUACGAGCAGGUUAAGGCGGUGGCCGAGUACUAUGCAGAGUAUCGUGCGCUAUUUGAAGGUGCUGGAAACAACCCUGGAGAGAAGACUCUUGAGGACAAAUUCUUUGAGCAUGAGGUGCGUCUGAAUGUGAACGCGUUCUUGCAACAGUUCCACUUUGGCGUUUUCUAUUCGUACUUGAAGCUGAAGGAGCAGGAGUGCCGAAACGUGGUCUGGAUUGCCGAGUGUGUGGCACAGAAGCACCGCACAAAGAUUGACAACUAUAUCCCCAUCUUCUAAAGCCAGAACUCGACUCUUGGAUGUAAAUCAAUCAAGUCCUUCGUGCAAAUUUAAUGUUGUUUUAAAUUAUGCAAAGCCUUCGGCGCUAUAUCUGAACAAAUAUUCCAGUUCUUUCAUUCCGACUGCUAGAUACAGUUAGAAUUUGGUUAUUUCUGUUGAACAAUGUGAUAAACAUUUUACUUUCUCAAUAGUUUCCCUCUUUGCAUGUUGAUGAAAUGCAAAAUUAUUUUUCUGUUAAAAAUGUAUUUGUAAAUUUCAUUGUAAAUUAAUUAUUGAUUUUAGUUGUUGUUAAACCAGUAUUUAAAACCUACUGCCAGGUCAUGUAGAUUUGAAUGAAAUGUUGUCAAUAAUAAUUAUAUAUAAAAAAAAACUAAAACCUAUACAGAUGAGAAACUGUAAAUAUUUCUAGCCAAAGGUGUUGGAAUUCAUGUUCAACAAAUAAAUUAUAAAUACUGCGCAGCUAUAAA
This is a messenger RNA of Cloeon dipterum, 1637 nucleotides long. It is a transcript of the gene VhaAC39-1, whose product is annotated as V-type proton ATPase subunit VhaAC39-1. Gene Ontology annotation, molecular function: proton-transporting ATPase activity, rotational mechanism. The coding region runs from base 124 to 1170 and encodes 348 amino acids. Gene Ontology annotation, biological process: vacuolar transport; vacuolar acidification; proton transmembrane transport. Gene Ontology annotation, cellular component: plasma membrane proton-transporting V-type ATPase complex; lysosomal membrane; proton-transporting V-type ATPase, V0 domain. Lineage: Eukaryota; Metazoa; Arthropoda; Insecta; Ephemeroptera; Baetidae. The transcript has 7 exons. The record is from RefSeq and is a predicted model, not a curated record.